Messenger RNA from Penicillium expansum, 753 nucleotides. RefSeq names its product bZIP transcription factor. The record is from RefSeq and is a predicted model, not a curated record. Gene Ontology annotation, biological process: regulation of DNA-templated transcription. NCBI's taxonomy places the organism in Eukaryota, Fungi, Ascomycota, Eurotiomycetes, Eurotiales, Aspergillaceae. Bases 1 to 753 code for a protein of 250 amino acids. The transcript is spliced from 2 exons. Gene Ontology annotation, molecular function: DNA-binding transcription factor activity.
AUGAAUCGCUCUCCAUCGUACGAUGGCCGUUCAGGCUCUCGAGGUAGUCACAGCAACAGCAGCGCAUUCAGUCCCAACGCCAACCCAAACGAGGACUGGACCAAGAUCUCUGAUCUUGCAGAGCGUCGGCGAAUUCAAAACCGUAUUGCUCAGCGCAACUAUCGCAAGAAACUGAAGCGCCGCCUGGAGGACCUCGAGAGACGAGCUGCAACUUCUGCUUCGCCAGAACAAUCACACGCAGAGCCAGUGUCUCCGAAGCCAACGCCAAAGACUCGAACAAAGCAACGAUCCUCGAAACCCACAGAUGUCAAGCCUCACUCGCAGUCAGACCGAGCUGGCUCGUACGACUACUAUUCCCCCGAGGACCGUCAAACAAUGUUCGCCCAGCAAUGUACUCGCCAGCUCUCUGCCUCACCUCCACCAGUCUUCUCCUACCCAUCCAUGUCAGCGUAUGACACCUACCGGCAGUCCGCCUACUCCCAGUCUCCCAUCUACCACGCCGCACCGAGCACCUACAGCGAAAUCGCCUACCAGACCGAGUAUGGCGAGCCCGUUCCCUCGCUGGUCCCCGUGCUCCCUUCGAUGCAAGCCCGCAAACUCGCCUACGACGAAGACCUGAUCAGUCCAUUCAGUAUGAGCUAUGCAACAAUGGCCGGGAUCGAUCUGUGCCAACAACAAGCCCAAGCCCAAGCCCAAGCGCAGUCUCAUUCCCACCAUCAGCCUUCUGCGCUCCCGGUACAUUUUCCUCGCUGA